AUGGCUAGCCGCUACGUGACCAAGAACGGGCACACAAUGCGACGCGGACUUUUCUCGAAUAGUGUCUGGCAUUGCGACUGCGACCCGCGCAUGCCUGCCGACAAGUUCCAAACCAAAAACGGCGGCAAGAACCACGGACGCUGGUUCUACACCUGCCAAAAGCCACAACCGAAACGAUGCAAGUUCUUUCUAUGGGAGGACGAGGCCAAGGUCCGCGAGGAAGGCGCGGUACUUUCCAACUCGCGCACUGAGCCAGCAGACAUACGUCCGCCAAAGAACAUAGGCACACCAGCCAAGCAGACCAAGUUGCCGGCUCACCAGAUCCCCACACCCUCCACCAAGACUAAGAGUCCCCCUAGGCUGGAAGCAAUAGAACCACCUUCGUCCUCGCCAGGAAAUGACUUCGACGACUGGUCCGUUGAUGACGAAGAUCUAGCUGAGGCGCUCGACGAGUUCGAGACUCCACACAAAGCCGCCCGUACGAGCUACGACGAUUCACCCAGUAAAAAGCGCACCAUAUCUGAGAACUCCCACGCGUCGUCCGUGACCUUGCCAGUCCAGGAUGAGGACCCAUCCGAAGUCUACAGCACGCCAGCUACGAGCAAGAAGGCACCUCCAAGCCUCAACGACAUUCCUAGCAGCACAACAAGCAAGAUUCUAGGACCUCCGUCGACCCCAAUCACCGCCGCUACAGCCGCUGCAGACCCGGGCCCCUUGCCCAAUCAACCGACCCCAUCCCUUACAACCGAAAUCACCGCUCUGCUCAACACCCACGAGCUUCGUGCAAGCGGCACCGCCAAGGGCCGAGACAUCGCUCGCGCGGCACUGCAGACCAAAGACCUGAAGAUCGCCGAGCUAGAGGCGCGGAUCAAGGCGCUGGAGAUGGAGAAGGAGACGAUGCGGAGUGUGGUGGGAUGUUUGAAGAGCGAUAUCGCUAAUAGCCCUAAACGGCCGAGGCGGCCAAGGGAGGGUGGUGGUGAGGAUGACGGCAAUGAUAGAGGAGGUGUUACUGGUACUGCUGGUGGCGGUGGCUAUGGUGGUGGCAAUCGAGGCGGAGGUAGCAAGAGAGGUGGAGGACACUGGCUAAACAAGAAAUCUGGGGUUUCACGGGGUGGAAAGAGCAUAGUGUGA
This is a messenger RNA of Cyphellophora attinorum, 1131 nucleotides long. RefSeq lists its product as uncharacterized. The transcript has 2 exons. NCBI's taxonomy places the organism in Eukaryota, Fungi, Ascomycota, Eurotiomycetes, Chaetothyriales, Cyphellophoraceae. Gene Ontology annotation, molecular function: zinc ion binding. The record is from RefSeq and is a predicted model, not a curated record. The coding region runs from base 1 to 1131 and encodes 376 amino acids.